UCUCGAAAGAUUUGUACUUAUCAUUGAAGAAUGUAGUCAGUGAUUAUAUUAAUGUGAUAAAAUUUGUAAAUUUCAUUUUCAGAAUAUAAAAAUUAGUUUUUAAAUUAUUAAAACUUACCAACUUUUGUGAAUAAUAAAAAAUUUUCCAAACAGAUAUAAUAAAUAAAUUGAAAACACAUUUUUCAGUUGUUUAGACAUAAAUAUUGAGAAAUAAAAAAUUGAAUAAAAAGAAAUAAAAUGGAAUUAAUUCAUAACUUACCGAAUGGACCACUCGAUGAAUAUCGAAAACGUGCGAGUUUCAAUUGGAAAUCCUUAAAAUUACAUUUGGAAGGCGAAGAUUUUGUGCAAUCACAAGAAAAUUUGUGGAAAUUUAUAAAAAAUAGUUCAGAAUUUCAACAUUCUAAAGAAUCAUUAACUCUCGAUGAGACCAGAAAAAGAGCAUAUCGUCAAGUACUCGCUCUUUCAAAAAUCAAGGAUGAUAAAUUUGGAACUUGGGCCCAAUGGCUAAGAUUUUAUGACGCUUCCAUAGGACCAAUCAGAAGACUUUCACAGGAAGUUGUACCGGAAGCUAUUCGAGAUCUGGGAACAGAACGUCAUCGAAAAUUCAUUUCAAAAUUCAUCGAUGGCACCUUUCUAGGAUGUUUGUGCUUUACGGAAAUAGCCCAUGGAUCAAAUUUGAAGGGAUUAAAAACAUCAGCAACAUACGAUGUGUCAACGGGAAAUUUCAUAUUACAAACACCAAAUUUCGAAGCAGCAAAAUGUUGGUCUGGACUAUUAGGAAAAACAGCAACACAUGCACUUCUCUACGCCCAAUUAAUUACUCCCGAUCGAAUAAAUCAUGGUCUUCAUCCAUUUAUUGUUCCAAUUCGAGAUCCAGAAACACGUUUGCCUCUAUCGGGAAUAAUUGUCGGCGAUAUGGGGGAAAAAAUUGGUCUCAACGGUUUGGACAAUGGUUUCUUGUUGUUUAAAAAUUAUUCUCUUCCACGUGAAUAUCUACUCAAUAAAAUUGCAGACGUAUCAAAAGAUGGAAUUUAUAGUACAAAUGUCAAAAAACAAGAAAAGCGAUUCGCGAAAUUUUUAUCACCUCUUUCUACUGGACGAGUGGGAAUUACUCUUCACGCGACAAUGUUCUCAAGACUUGCUUUAACAAUUGCCAUUCGAUAUUGUGCUGUUAGAAAACAAUUUGGUCCAAAUGAAAAAGAGGAAAUUCCUGUAAUUGAAUAUCAAGUUCAGCAAGGUCGUUUAUUUCCUCACAUAGCUGCUUUAUAUGCGUGGACAAUUUUUGGAUAUAAUAUCCUCAGGAUGUCAGAUUCAAAGAAAUUAUCAAUGGCAGAAAGUUCAGAAAUGCAUGCAUUAAUUUCAGCAACAAAACCACUUUCCACUUGGAGUUCUCAAACUGCUAUUCAAGAUUGCAGAGAAGCCUGCGGAGGACAUGGAUAUCUAAAAGCAUCUCGAUUAGGAGAAAUGAGAGCAUCAAAUGAUCCCUCAGCUACUUACGAGGGAGAAAAUACAGUUUUAAUUCAACAAGCGAGUAAUUGGCUUUUAAAUCAAUGGGACAAUUUUAAAAGGGGAAAAGGAAUUUCCUCGCCUCUUGAAACUGCAGGAUUUUUAAAAACAGCAGUUUAUAUUCUUUCACAAAAAUUUCAUGCCACCACCGUUGAGGAAACUCUUAAACUUGAUAAUCUUCUCAUCAUGCACAAAUGGUUGACAUGUUACUAUCUUAUGAAAACUUAUGAGCACACGCAAAAUUUAAGAAAACAAGGAAUGAAUUCUUUUGAGAUUCGAAAUAAUUCACAAAUGUUUUUCGCUCGUUCUUUGUCAUUGAUUUAUGCCGAGCAUGCAGUGGUAAAAAGUUUUAUGAAUCGAAUUGAAGAUCCAAUUUUCGUGAAAUCGGAACGUUGUGUUUUGAAAAAAUUGUGUGCAUUAUUUUCUGCUUCCUGCCUUGAGAAAAGAAUGGCCGAUUUUUAUGCUGGUGGAUUUGCGACUGUUCAUUCGAAACUUGACGUUUUACUUCGUACUGGAAUUGUUUCACUCAACAAUGAUUUACUCAAUGAAGCUGUGACUUUAAUUGACGUUCUUGCACCACCAGAUUUUGUUGUCAAUUCUCCUCUAGGAAUGUCAGACGGCGAGAUUUACAAACAUUUGGAAGAGAAUUUCUUUGGGGAUGCAAAAAAUUUCGAACGUCCAUCUUGGUGGAUGGAAUUAAAAUCUAAUCUGUAAUUGAAUGUAAAAUAGUUUUCUAAUCAAAAAACCAAUAUGAAAUAAUAUUUUUCUUAUAUUUUUGUAAUAUUUAGAAAAAAAAUUUUUUAUUGAGUAAAAAUUUUUAUUCUUCUAUAA
This is a messenger RNA of Leptopilina boulardi, 2337 nucleotides long. RefSeq names its product peroxisomal acyl-coenzyme A oxidase 3-like. NCBI's taxonomy places the organism in Eukaryota, Metazoa, Arthropoda, Insecta, Hymenoptera, Figitidae. Bases 238 to 2220 code for a protein of 660 amino acids. The record is from RefSeq and is a predicted model, not a curated record. Gene Ontology annotation, cellular component: peroxisome. The transcript is spliced from 11 exons. Gene Ontology annotation, biological process: lipid homeostasis; fatty acid beta-oxidation using acyl-CoA oxidase. Gene Ontology annotation, molecular function: pristanoyl-CoA oxidase activity; FAD binding; fatty acid binding.